This is a messenger RNA of Suillus bovinus, 1842 nucleotides long. RefSeq lists its product as uncharacterized. Lineage: Eukaryota; Fungi; Basidiomycota; Agaricomycetes; Boletales; Suillaceae. The transcript has a single exon. Gene Ontology annotation, molecular function: protein binding. Bases 1 to 1842 code for a protein of 613 amino acids. The record is from RefSeq and is a predicted model, not a curated record.
AUGUUCACUCCAGACCCACUCAGCCGUGAUAUAAUCCUUGCCGGUCCAAAAAUGACCGCAGGCAGGUCUGCGCUAACAUCGAAAGCUCAAACAGAAAUUGACGAUGAACUCGUGGCACUUAAAGAGACAAUGCGAGCUCUUCGAACCCGCCGAAACAGUCUUUCUCCCAUAUCCUCCAUCCCUCCAGAGAUCCUGGGUACUAUCUUCUUCCAUCAUGUUCAGCAGACUCAGUUUAUGUAUGUUCCCGAUGCCCCUGCUGUCCUUUCAUGGCUCAAGAUCGGACAUGUUUGUCGCUACUGGCGCGAAGUCACUCUUGGGACACCGGAGUUAUGGGCUACUCCGUUUCUUGCUUCCUUAAAAGCCACGGAGGAAAUGCUCUCGAGGUCUAAAAUGGUUCCCUUGAAACUGAAAACUGGUCGACGAUAUCGUAUGGACUGCGUGCAAAAGAUACUGAUGCACUCAGGGCGUUUGCAAGAGGUCUCUCUCCCACUUUUCAGUCCCAUCCUCGGUAGUGGCACCAUUCACCACUGCAUAACAGAAUUCCUCGACAAAUUAUCAUCUUGUUCCGCUCCCAAACUACAAUCGCUUUUGUUGGAAGCAGGGCUUAGUCAAACACCACGGAUAGCAAUCCCGACUUCUUUCCUCGCGCCCAACCUCCGCAGCCUCCAAAUCAAGAACUGUGAUAUAUCAUGGACAUCUUCCAUCCUCACAGGACUCACUGUCCUUGAUAUCAAAAAAUUAUCACCGGAGUAUCUUCCGACCUUAGACGAGUUGAUCUCUGCGCUUCGUCGUAUGCCUGCACUGCACACUCUCGAGUUAGACGAUGCUCUUCCGACUCUUCCCCCCCAAACGACGUCACUCCCUCGUGCACCUCGUGCCAUGAAUGUUCGACUUCCCCACUUGAAACACUUACAUUUGGCGGCGAAGACAUUGGAGAUAGCCAAUGUGCUAGCUCACAUUGAAUUACAGGAAUCAACAACAGAAGUUCGACUUGCAUGCGGAGGUUUUUCAGGGAGUCCGAGUCAUCAAUGGAAUUUGAGCCGUCCCAUCAUAUCUCGCGCCUUGAAAAAUUGCUUCAAAGCCAAUCCAGAUAAGUCUAGACAAGCCCCGCGUUCCAUGCGACUAUCUAGCACUAGUAGGGGCAUUUGUUUGCACUUUAGUGCGGUCCGGAAUCCUUCAUCAUGGGCGGGGUCAACGUCUUGGACUUAUCUGGAUUUGGAUUUGUUCGCUGCGGCGGAGCAGUCUGUCAGUCUUGAAUUUGACUUUCCGGAUGAUAUGAGGAGGACAAUCCUUUGUGACUUACGAAAGGUUAUUCCUCUUGGGAACAUCGAGGCCAUGUACUUCCACUUUUGUUUCCCUUGUUGGGAUGGUUUCUGGACUGAUGUUCUUGGCUGCGGCGCUGCUCGUAAUCUUGCAUACAUGCACAUGCACGGACCACGCCAGGCGCUUGAAGCACUUCUUAAAUCCCUGCGUUCACGGAAGCACAGUGUAUCACGACGCGCAUACUGGGGUUCGCAUCAAGGACCCAUUUUUGCCCCAGUACUCUCCCAUCUCGUCAUUUACGGCAUGGAGUUCAGCUCCUGUGUGCGGCCCUCUGAUCUCCUCGACGUGCUCAUUGAUCGCGUCAACGAAGGCCGAGGGUUAGAUCACCUUGAGUUUGUUUCAACUACGGGUAUACUCGCCUGCGACGUGGAAUUGUUGCAAGAGGUGGUGGCUGAUGUGAGCUGGGAUGAAUACGAAAGUUCCUACGAAGAUUCCGACCAUGACUAUGACUUAUAUGACAGUGAUUAUGAUUAUCCAGUUGAUUACGGUUUCUACAGUGACCACGGAUACUCCUCCUGA